AAGAACCGCCGACCGCGCCAUGUGAUUUCCGCCAUCUACCGUAUUUUCUUUCUUUCUUUUCGGUUGUCAAUUGUACACGAGUAAUUUUGAUAUUUAUAUUUUUAAUUUUCGUUAAGGCAUAGAUAUUAUUACAAUGACGGAUAUUGCGGAAAUGGAACGCAUUUUAAAAUGCUUGCUGGAACCGGACAACGAAGUCAUUAAACAGGCCACAGAUGAACUAACAGCAGCAUUGAAAAAUCCUCAGGCUUACGUAGUAUUGUGUUCAGUCUUAAGUUCUAGCAAAGAAGACAGGCUAAAAGAAUAUGCAGCUCUCGUAAUUAGAAAAAAAUUACAUAAACGCAAUGCAUGGAUGAAUAUAUCUCAAGAAAUCCGCCAACAAAUGAAGCAAUUUUUGUUGAAAGUUAUCAUCGAUGAACCUAGUCUUCAUGUGAAAAAACAUAUUCUUCAGUUGAUUGCAGUAAUUGCAAAACAUGAACUCAUGAGAGGUACAUGGAAUGAAUUGUUCAGCUUCAUUGAAACGUACAUCAAGAGCAAUGAUAUUGCCGAAAGACAGUUUGGAAUGUUUGUCAUCAGAAACUUGUCAGAUUAUAUUCCACAAAUGUUUGAAUCUCAUAUUGUAACGUUUGUGAAUUAUUUCACUACCAUGUUGUGCUCCGUUGAAGAUUGCACGUCAUCUACUGUUUAUGAUGCUAUAUCAGCAAUGAACAAUAUCUUGGAAUUAGCAGUUCAAGUUCCUGAGGUUAUACAAGUAUAUUCAAAUUCUGUGCCUCGUGUAUUAGAUGUGAUAAUUGCACUUUCAACAACCAACCCUGAUCACGCUUGUGAUUGUUACCAAUUACUUGCGUCAAUGUGUGAGUUUUCUAUUCAAGCCUUAUUACCACAUUUGAAACCGGUUGUCCAAGUUUCUGCACAACUGGCUGGUAACAAAGACUUGGAUGAAACUUUAAGGUGCAACAGUAUAAACCUUAUUUCUACUAUAAUCAGAAGCAAAAAAAAAAUUUUAGUCAAAUUAAAUCUGUUACAACCGAUAAUAGAAUUGAUGUUCAGUAUACUGAGUGAAGAAACUGACGAUGACACUUGGUUCUUAGAAGAGUAUGCGUUAAAUCCCAUGAAUUCGGCUGGUGACUGUAUGGCAGCGAUUGCUGAUGAAAUAUCUGCAGCUGCUUUUAUGCCAAUAAUGAUUAAAUUGAUAGAUGCUGCGUAUAGCUCACAAGAUCCAAAUGCGUUAAAAGCAUCAUAUAUGACCAUGGCUUAUGUCUCUGACGGUUGUUCUGAAUAUUUAAAAAAGAGUUAUUUAAAGCAAUUUGUAACGGCCAUUAAAAUGGGAUUAAACAGUUCCAACGAAACAGUAAAAUCGGCAGCCAUGUAUGCGCUGGGUGAAGUUUCUCAAUACGUUCAACCUCAAGUUAGUACAUACGCAUCGGAAGUGUUGCCUGAGUUAAUGAAAAUGUUUAAAGAAAAAUUAAUCAAGGAAUAUACUCAGCCGGAGUGUAGUUCGGAAGUUCGCAUGAUAUUUUUCGCUCUUGAUAAGUACAUCGAUAGUAUGGAAAAUGGAAUUGAAGAGUAUAUACCAGAAAUGACUGGGAUUGUUAUGGACAUAUUAAGAAAUGAACAAUGUUGUAUUGAGCUGAAGGAUAAAGCUAUCACUAUAAUGUGUAGCAUUGUUAAAGCUGGUGGACAUUUAGUGGCCCCAUACUUUAUCCCCAUAAUGGAACUUCUAAAUGAUUAUUUGAAACCAGGAAUUAAUGAAAAUCUAGAAAGUAUUCAGAUUAUGGUGAUUCAGUUACUUUCUGAAUUUGUGGACGCACUUGACCCCAAACUUUUCGAGCCCUAUUUAGAUGCAAGUUUAAAAUGUGGACUAGCGCUGCUACAAGAAGCUAAGGAUGAUCAACCAGAAGUCAGAGCUGUGUGCUAUGGUCUUUUCAGUACUGUUGCCAAAGUUUCGGUUGAUCAUUUAGUACCUUACAUGGAUGUUGUCAUGCAGCACAUAAUGAAAAGCUUGGAAAAUUCAAUCGACAGUGAAUAUACUGAGAAAAACAGCUACAAUGCUUACGAUAACAAUGAAGAAGACGAAGAAGAUCUAGAUGAGUCAUUGGAUACCGAUGAACAAAUUGAUAUUGCUGACAACAGUGACGAUGACAGCGAACAAUUUGUCUACGUCGAUGCCCACGUAACUGAGGAAAAGGAUAAUGCUUGUAGAACAAUAGCUCAAAUAGCAAAUGUUACUGGCGAUAAGUUUUUACCUUACUUGAAAGAUAGUUACAAUAUAAUAUCAAAGCUAUUGGAAGAAGACGAUGAAGACACUAUUGAUUCAGCACUUGAAGCAUACGGGCAAUUAUGCAUUAAUUUUUCGAGAUUAUCUGAUCCUGCUAGUCAAGAACUUUUAGAAAAAGCUUUAGAAGGUUUCUUAAGUUACGGACAAAAGAAAGUACAAGAUGAUGGAUUGGAAUCUUUAGAUAUGACAUUUUUUGAAGUAUUAGCCGAAAUGCUAAAAGAAAUUAAAAGCCGGAUGUCAAAAUACGCAGAGCCAAUUAUGAUGCUUUCUAAAAAUAUUUUGGCUUUAAAGAUUGGAGAUGCUAGCAGCCCGGGUGAGUUAGACGAGUUAGAUAGUGAGAAUAAUGAAAUACCAAUAGAAUAUGCUGGAAAUGUCAUUUCAAAUUUAAGUUACGUUGUUCCCCCUCAAACGUUUACGACUUAUUUUAUUUCAUUGGUACCGUUAUUGAAGAAACUACUGUCAAAGGAGUCUUCGGAUAUAUUGCGAGCUAGUGGAUUAGCGACUAUUGGAGAGUCUGUGAAAGGUUUGGGAGAAAACGCUGGAGAGAUAUCAGAACUUAUGCUUCCUCUUGUGUUGCCACUUAUCGAAACUAACGAUGAUUCGGUUAGAAAUAACGCUGUAUUUGCUUUGGGCGAAAUUGCAUUUUACGGAAAAGGAGCCAUCUAUAAAUAUUAUCCAACAAUAUUAAGCACAUUUUCUCAAGUUGUUGCAACAGAGCAACGUUCCAAAGUCUUGGACAAUGUGUAUGGAGCACUGGCAAGAAUGAUUAUUACAAAUAUUGAAGGAGUACCUUUGGAUCAUGUGGUGCCUGUAAUGAUUAAUUAUUUACCGUUGCAUGAAGAUUUUGUGGAAAACCUGACCGUGUUUCGUUGUUUAGUAUAUUUAUAUGAAAUUGGUAAUCAGUAUAUGGUAUCUCUCUCCGAGACCGUUGUUAAAGCAUCACUAGUCACACUAAGCGAUAAACGGAAAUAUUGUGAUGAGGAAGUCAAAGGAGAAAUCAUCAAACUUCUGCAAAUGUACAAGAGAGAUUUUCCUGAAAAAUGUAUGGCUUUAGUUUUACCGGAAGACCAGGGAAGACUAUUUAAUGAAAUUUAGCUUUAUUAAAGCAUACUACAUGUUUUUUAUUUCUUACAUUAUGUUAUGACUCUUCCUUUAUUAUUCAUUUUGCCGUUACAUUAUUCCAAAUAUUAAGUAUUUAAUUUGUUUUGAUGUUUAUAUUACUUAUGUUGUUUUAAAAGAAAAUACUUCAAGUUCUUUUUAAUUAAAAAAAGUUAAUUUGUCAAAUAUUGUGAGAUAAAACAAAUAACAUUUUUACAAUAAAAUCAAUGUUA
Molecule: messenger RNA, 3606 nt
Organism: Adelges cooleyi (spruce gall adelgid)
Lineage: Eukaryota; Metazoa; Arthropoda; Insecta; Hemiptera; Adelgidae
Product: importin-4-like
Exons: 19
Coding region: 134-3370 (1078 amino acids)
Biological process (GO): protein import into nucleus
Cellular component (GO): nucleus; cytoplasm
Molecular function (GO): nuclear import signal receptor activity; small GTPase binding
Source: RefSeq, a predicted model, not a curated record